GCCAGGCGCCACGACGCGACGCAUAAGAGUGAAAUUUUCUACGCUAUUUCUUCACCUUGGCAUAAUAUAUUUCGUUCUGUAAGAAGUGUAAACGUGGUAGUGUUUUUAUGAAAGGUGUAAUUUAAAUUCAAGGAUGCUUCCAUUUAGACCCGUUGUUUAAUAAAUCUAUAUCAAAAUUACCGCAGAGACAAAGAGGAAAUAUUUUGCUAUAUUUAUUCAAGUCAAUUAUUAAGACAGUAACUAAAAUUUUUCUUGGAAAGAAGUGAACGCUUAAAUUUCAAAGAUGAUCGUUACUUAUAUUAACGUAACGAAUACAGCAUGUCCAACUCCCUGGGUGUAUAUUUAGAAAUAAUUCAUAAAGGAUAAGGCAGAAAUCACUGAAUAGAAUAACGUCGAUGUGUUUGAAGGAGGUGAAUUGAACUGUCAGUUGUUGAUUGAUGUAUCUGUAUUUCUAGGAGAUACUUUUAUAUGGAGAAUGUGUGUGGGAGCAGAAGGAGAACAACCCGACUGACAAAUGGCGUGCAAUUUGUCAGGGAAUAAGGGCACUCAUUUAUUGUACGUCUCAGCGCAAUACUUCCGAAAGUAGUCAUUUGUUUCAUUGUGAUUGCAAAACAUUCCUCGUAACUGUACUACUUCUAACAAAGAAGAUACAGCGGGAAUUUUCCUCGAAGCUUUCUAGCAGAUGGACGGAACUGUGUAAAUUCUAUUCGAGUAUUUCGAUUGCAUAGAGAAUACAAAUAAAAAUGAGAGAAAAUAAUAUUCUUAUUAUCUUUGAUGUGUUUAAAAUUGUCAUCUAGAAAAUUAAUUGAGUCUAGCAACUCGGUUAGAAAAUACACUUCAAGGAGAACAGAAAGUUUCUUGCAGGUGAGUGGUACUAUAUUUGUGGGGCACCUUGUGCUUGUGAUGUCCGACGUCAGGACAUGUUCCCAGGAGACCGCCUGCAUGACGACAAGCAAGACUUCUUCUCAGUCGGUUGCGAGGAGCAAGAAAAAUUUUCAGAGGACCAAGACGUGUCUGUUUUCCAGAAAAGUUUGUUCUCUAGAAUUCAGCAACUUGACGUCAUUCAGCGUCAGAGAGUAUUAUCCUCAAGGGAUCAUGCCACUCAGAAUCUUGCUCAAGAACUGUUCGGGAGUAGUGUCACUCAGCAAAAUCUUCAUGAAUUGCUCACAGGAGGUAGUUCCUCCCAAGAAACAUUCCGAACAGAACAGGACACCAACCUCGACUUGUUUCCAGGAGGCCGUAAUUACAAACAUCAAGGUGUGUUUCCAGAAGACAGUGUCGCCAACUUACAGGAUGAAAAUGUAUUUUCAGAAGAUUAUAAUACUCAGCAGACUGCACUUUCCGAAACGUGUGUUAACAAACCGUUUGACGAAGUGACGGUUGCGGGAUGCAGGCACGAUCAAAGCAGUGUUGAAGACAACAUUUCAGGAGCUCGCGACAAGCAAAAUACGUCCUCAACUGUCAAUGUUACACGGCGUGUGGGGCAGAAUGAUCUAACUGGAAGUCUUGCUGAUCAGCAGUGCGUUUUCUCUGAAGGCCAUGCAACCAGACAAGGUGUGAUUUCGGGAGAGCGUAUUCUUGAGCAAGGAGUGUUCACCGAAGGCCGUCUUAGCCAGAGACUCGACAUCCGAACGGCCCCUCGCCAACUGGAUAUGGAGCUCGACCUUGACUAUUUGGAGCGCCGGAGAGAACAUGCACGAGACGCCCGCGGCCCACCACCGGAAACGGAAGCGAGUCCAGACUCGAUGGAUCUGGUGAAAGUAAUACUGCUGGGGGCCCCUGCCGUAGGCAAGACUUCAAUCAUACAGCAGUUCGUGUGGAACAACUUCUCGGAGGAUUACAUCCCAACAGACCGGAAACACACAUACUACCCUUCUGUGAUCAUCAAUGAGCACUUAUACGAGCUGAAGAUCUCCGAUAUCCCAGUGAUUCCUUAUUUCCCAGUCAACUCCUUCUACGAAUGGACAGACUAUCGCUUCUACGGCCUGCGAAGUGCUACUGCCUACGUAUUGGUGUUCGACCUGUCUAACGCAGACACGUUCCAGUACAUCCGGACCCUGCGUGACCAGAUGCUAGAGAGCAGGGAUAUGAGAAACGUCCCGCUCGUUGUAGUCGGCAACAAGCAGGAUCUACUUGUGUCUUCCGUCGCCACUGGCGGAGCUUCUGGGGGAAAUGGCGCUGCGGGAGGAACUGGCACUUCUGGUUCCGGUGGAGCCACGGCAGCAAUUGCCGGAACCAGCAGUGGCGGUGCCGCUGGCAGAGAUGUGGAGUAUCGAGAGAAGAGGCGUGAUAUAGUGAACUUGGUAAAAAAACAUUGGAAAUGCACGUAUGUGGAGUGUAGUGCGAAAUAUAACUGGCGGGUAGUAGCUGUCUUCAAGGAGCUUAUGAAGGCAGUGGACUCUUUAGAAACCGGACAGGCUAGCAAAGAAGUAUGCUCUCCCAUGAUGGACAAUUUGCACGAGGCCCUAGAUAGGAAUAAGUGCAACAUACUCUGAUUAUUCUGAGAUUUUUAUUCUCUUGCAAAAUGGCAUACACUGCACUAGCCAUUUUACAGAAUGGCUCAUAUAUUUUAAGGCCUAGACAGGAUCAUAGAUCCAAAGCGAUUGUGAUAGAACUCUCUAAUGUAAUUUUUACUCAGACUCUAGAUAUGCGAAAAAUAUAUAAAUCUCAAACUUGAAUGCGGUACAUUUUUCAAAUAUGCACAUACAAAACAACUUCACCACAUUAUUAUAACUUCUUCGUAGGUGACAAUUGUACUGCAAAGAAGAUGGCUGUUCCUGCUGCAGCCGUUCUUUCUGAAACUGUUUCCGGUGUUCUGAAUAAAUGUUUCUCUACUGUUUACGGAGGGAACUCCACAUUUUCGAUUUUCCCGUUCGUUGCUGUCCUUAGGAUAAGAUUUACUCUCGCCUCUGACCGCUGCGGUAUAAUUUGCUACCCGGACUGUCCUGGAGACGACUCAGUGUGUUGCCGAGUAAAUGGAUUUUUUCUAAUCGUGUUUAGGGAACGUAUACAAGCCAGUGAAUAAAACAAUGCAAACUGACUUAUCUCUUCGAAAUACAUCCACGAAGAGAGGAAAUAGAUAUUUCGCGCAGUACAAUUUACUAACAGCUCAUAUAUUAAGAGCUAAAAUGCUGACUGUAUUUUAAAACCUAAAGGCAGAGUUAGAACACACAUUUGCGGCUAAAACGAACACUCAACUUUUCUAACUUCAAGAAAUAGAACAGGUUCUAACGGUAAAUGUUAAAUUUCUACUCCUUUCUUAAUUUCUGAUCCAUCACAUGAAUUUGGACAAUAUACUUAGGCCAGAAAUUUACGUAUGAGGCUGAAAGAUGGACAUUUCAAUUUUAAUUACAAAUAUCACUGAAAUAUUCCGUUCAGUCAGAAACUAUGAAAUGUGUGAGUAUAGGAAUACCCAGUUAGUUUUCGUUAGCUGUAUAGGUCUGCUCAACUGACAAUGUUGCCAAGGCACACAAGCCAAAGAGGCGUUAUGGUUCAUGUUUCGUUUCAGCAAUCGUCUUUAGUGAUGCAUUAGAAUGUUUCUAGCAAUGCGUUUGUAAAUACAUCGCAAUAAAUGUUGUCGAUUCUGAAGGCAAUCAAAGCGUCUAUCGGAUGUAGACAAAUCGACAACAGCAUCGUUUAAUGUGGCAAAUAAGCAAUAUACAGACUAUACUUUUGUCAUUUUUCUAGUCUCUGUUAUAGAUGUAAUUGAUUCCCACUUGAAGGGAAGACAGUUCAGUCUUCAUCGUGUAAGUUAUGUACAUUUUUAAGACUUGUUCUAGAAUCGUUGCUUCAUACUGUCCACGAGACGUGGUUUGGAAGUAACAGUACGAAGUUUUGUAUUUGUUUGUAACGCUAUUAUGUGAGUGUAUGAACUGUAUAUGCCAUUGCAAUAAAUAAAGAAA
Cryptotermes secundus is the source of this 3902-nucleotide messenger RNA. RefSeq lists its product as uncharacterized. The record is from RefSeq and is a predicted model, not a curated record. The transcript is spliced from 3 exons. The coding region runs from base 921 to 2495 and encodes 524 amino acids. Lineage: Eukaryota; Metazoa; Arthropoda; Insecta; Blattodea; Kalotermitidae. Gene Ontology annotation, molecular function: GTP binding; GTPase activity.